Molecule: messenger RNA, 3109 nt
Organism: Psammomys obesus (fat sand rat)
Lineage: Eukaryota; Metazoa; Chordata; Mammalia; Rodentia; Muridae
Gene: Heyl
Product: hes related family bHLH transcription factor with YRPW motif like
Exons: 5
Coding region: 106-1092 (328 amino acids)
Biological process (GO): Notch signaling pathway; circulatory system development; regulation of neurogenesis
Cellular component (GO): nucleus
Molecular function (GO): protein dimerization activity; DNA-binding transcription factor activity, RNA polymerase II-specific; RNA polymerase II cis-regulatory region sequence-specific DNA binding
Source: RefSeq, a predicted model, not a curated record
CUGGGAAAGGGCGGUGUCGGCUCACGGUCCGGGGCGGGGCCGAGGCGGGGCCCAGCGACCAACUCCACGGUCCGCAGGGCUGAGACCCCGCAGCCAGCUCACGCCAUGAAGCGGCCCAGGGCGCCCAGUGGCUCCGACGGAGAGUCUGACGGACCCAUCGACGUGGGUCGGGAGAACGAUCUCAGCCAGAUGGCCGGGCCGCUGACCACCCCCAGCCCUUCGCAGAUGCAAGCCCGGAAGAAGCGCAGAGGGAUCAUAGAGAAACGUCGCCGAGACCGCAUCAACAGCAGCCUUUCUGAAUUGCGACGAUUGGUCCCCACUGCCUUUGAGAAACAGGGCUCCUCCAAGCUGGAGAAGGCGGAGGUCCUGCAGAUGACUGUGGAUCACCUGAAGAUGCUCCAUGCCUCCGGUGGCACAGGGUUCUUUGAUGCCCGAGCCCUGGCUGUUGACUUCCGGAGCAUUGGUUUUCGGGAAUGCCUCACUGAGGUCAUCAGGUACCUGGGGGUCCUGGAAGGACCCAGCAGCCAUGCCGACCCUGUCCGGACUCGCCUUCUCUCCCACCUCAACAGCUACGCAGCUGAGAUGGAGCCCUCCCCCACACCCACUGGUGCCCUGGCCUUCCCUGUGUGGCCCUGGUCCUUCCUCCAUAGCUGUCCAGGGCUGCCUUCCCUGAGCAGCCAGCUUGCCAUUCUGGGAAGAGUGCCAGGCCCUGUCCUCCCCAACGUCUCCUCUCCCACUUACCCCAUCUCAGCCCUCAGGUCGGCCCCAGUGCACAGAGCUGCUGGCACCGUCCUGCCAGCCCGGCGGAAUUUGAUGCCCAGCCGAGGGGCAGCUCCUGCCCAGAGGGCACAUCCUCCUGAGAGGCCAGCUGCCCUUCCAGCCACAGCCCUCGCUGUCAGGGCUGCCAGGAGCAACCACGUGGUCCCCAUCCUGCCAUGUUCCUCCCCGGCAGCUCCUGGAGCUGGGAAACCUGCCGACAGUGUGUCUGCUUCCACCUCCAGUCCACCUCCUCUGGGGCCAACUGGGAGGUCAGUGGGGGCAGUGCUCUACCACUCCUGGGUGUCCGAAAUCACUGAAAUCGGGGCUUUCUGAGCUGACUCCCCAGAUCAUCCCUUAGGAAUGAGGAAGGAUCUCUAAAAAAUGGUGCCGCCUUUUCCAAUUUGUCUUCUAGAAUGGCUUCUAUGCAAAGGCACCCCUCCUCACCCAUCAGAGCCCCACUUACCAGCCUCACCACCAACCCUACUGCCCACCCGGUCCCCCUGCAGAGCUCAAAGCCUUAGUCUCAUUCCCCACUGGUACAGAUGAGUUACACGGUACCUUGUGCCCCCCUAGACAUUGUGAACCGAGUACACACACAUGUGCCUUGGGUCUGGGGUUGAAGCUUAACUUUAAGGAUUCCCUAGCCAGAGGCAGGCUGCUCCAGCGAGGUGAGACUCCCAGUCAGGAGGACUGGUGGGAUUCGGCCAUCCCAGGCCAACGGGAUGAAAUGUACUGCUCCACUUCCUGAAGACAGAAAUGAAGCAGAGGCUACUGAGAUGUCUCUGUCAUGGACCCCGUAACAGCGGAAAACACAGGACAGAUCUGUUCUCCAGUGCAUCUAAGGCCUGCAGCUAUGGCCGCCCCAGCUUCAGACGCCCACAUGACCACCUGUUGGCUUAGCAAGCCAGGCCAGGAUGAUUCUCCACAGCAGCAAAGCUCUGUGACAGGGUAUCCUUAUUACCAGGUUUCCACAGUGCCAGGGCCGAGGGCAGCGGGAGAGCCCAGCUCCCUGCCUCUCAGGCACCAUGCUCCAGGACUAUGGCCCUUCCCACAGGGUUCUCAGUGUGGAGGACCUGUGUCCCCCGAUGGUGGCACCCCCAAGAGGCAUUCUCUUGGGAUUCGGCACCAGACAUCUGAGCUGCCUGGUUCGCAUCCGGCUCCCAGAGCCCAGACUGCUGCCACAGCCAAGGGCUGUCAGGCUGGAUAAAAAUAACUUGGAGGGGGGGGGGAACAAUCAGAGGCGGCUGGGCUCUUCAAGGUCACGCAGUGGGUCCAGGGCCUGAGAGCCUGCUCACCCAGAUUUCACACAGCUGGCUCUGCUCAGAGGGCAGCUCCGCCUCAGGCCACUCGCCUCUGAUGGGAAUAAAUGGCCAGUGGGACAGCAGAGACUGAACCAACACUUAAGGUUGCCCUAGCGCUGGACAAAGUGUGGAAACCUUCCUGUCCCCUUUGGUGGUCACCUGCUCCCCACAGUGCCCCCGAGGACCACCCAACGUGCCCACUGGAAGCACACUGGUUGAUAAUCCCUGGCAAAGCCGAGACUGUGGGGGCUUAGAGCUGGUUAUUCACUGAUGCUUGGGCCAUGCUGAUCAGGAAAUACUUUCAAGGUCACCCUGGACCCCAGCCCCAGCCUUUGAUAGCUGUAGUAAGGAGCCUGUGGGCACAAAAUUAAAGUUUGCAAAAGCCGUGGAGUGAAAGGGUCAUUUCAGAACGGUGGAACAGAGGCAAAGGUCACCUGAGUGACCCAGCAAGCGCUUCUGAGUAGGUCAAGAGGAGAUAAAGACUCCCUUCACUCCCUAAUGAAAGUUGCCUCUGCCUCCCUGAGUGCCGGGAUUAAAGGUGUGUGCUACCAUGCCUUGCGAAAGCAAGUUCUCUGAUAUGGCUGUCACAUUGGACCCAUCUGAGGGUGUCCCUGUGGGUUACCGGCCCACCGAGCGAGACAGAUACAGGGACGGUGGAACAUCCUGCCAGCUCCUGCGAGUGGGGAGAGGAGGUGGUAGAAGGCCCUGGGUAUUAGCCUCCAACAGCAGGCCUGCAGUUUGGCAGGCUCCUAGCCAGAGAUUCAGUGUCCACUCACAGCCUUGCCAUGGGAAACACAUUUCAUGUUGCAGGUACUUGAACUGCAGAGCAGUCUUGACACCACAGAAAUGUGGCAGGAGUGGCUGGACCCUUUGGGCAUCCAUCCUGACUGGUCUUGGGUUUGUUCUCCCAGGAGACUGGGCAGGUGGCACCCACACCCAGCUGAGAACUCCGGUCCCCUGUUUCCAACCUUUCUGGUGGCCCCAACACUCUCAUCCCACUGCAGGGUGUUGCAGACCAGUAAUAAAGACGUUUAGUUCGGAAACUUCCA